AUGGCGAGCGCCACAACCGCGGGGUCGACAACCCCGGCGGGACCGGCGACGACAACGGCAACGGCAACGGCAGCAACACUCCCUACCUUGCCUUCUCGUGAAGAGGUGACUGAGGAGCUGGCCAAGCUGCAUGCAGAGCUCGAAGCAUCGGACGCUCGAAUGGUGCUCGCCAGCGACCCUCGCGCCUGGGGAGCUUUUCGCAAUGGGCGGCGCCCCGCAGCCGAUGUGCUCAGUUUUGCCACCAUCCGCAUGCGCCUCAAUGCUGGCACUUACACCAGUAUUGCCCAAUAUCGCGCGCUCCGGCUCACGCCUUUCACCAUGCCCGGUCUGCGACCCAACCCGCAGCGAGAUUUCCAGAUCAUGUGCCGCACAGCCUAUGAGCACCAAACCCCUGCCUCUGACAUGGCCGUGUACAUUGCCGAUAUUUUCAGCCAGGGUCUGAAGAAGAUUGAUGCCCUGCAUGAGCGCAUGUACGGUGCCGACUUGUUUCUCCCUCGCACCAAUAUCUCGCAUCCGGCGUUGCCUCAUGCCCACAUGCCUGAUGGCUUCGCCAGUGCACCAAACCAACCUCCAGCGCCGCCCGCGUCCAAGCGCGCUGAACCUUUUGAGGCCGCUCCUGGUGUACGCGCCGUGCGCCCGAUUUUAGGCUCCUCCAAGAGCGUGUCUCUAGGCUUUGUGAACGCUGCAAGUGCCAAGCCGGGCGCGCUGGUGGACCUGGAACCUCUGCUCACACACUUUGGCUUCUGGUGGGGGAUUUUGACAGCGUGCGGACAGUGGUACGAAAUUAAUCGGUGUCGACGACCAGUGCGAUUCGAACCAGAGACCAAGCCCGUUGUAGACCUGGCCUCCAUCCCAUUGGCCCACGUGAACCGCGAGAAGAUACUCCGCGAUGGGCGGGCGGCAACUUUGGCUGAGCGCCAGCAAGCCGAUGCCUCCCAAGCUGAUGUAGAAAAGGAGGAUUCUGAUGACUCGGACGAGCCUGAAGCUGUGGAUCAAACCGUUGCCGAGGAGCCCGCACGAUCCGAGGCCCCCGUGUCUGCAUGA
Molecule: messenger RNA, 1044 nt
Organism: Monosiga brevicollis MX1
Lineage: Eukaryota; Choanoflagellata; Craspedida; Salpingoecidae
Exons: 6
Coding region: 1-1044 (347 amino acids)
Source: RefSeq, a predicted model, not a curated record